GGAGGCCAUCAACAGGCUAUGUGAGGCAGUACCAGGAGGAAAAGGGGCCUGGAAAAGGAAGGCGGCCAACAAGGCUCUCUCGUCGGUGAUGGGCAAGAGUAACCUGCGCUUCGCUGGCAUGAGCAUCGCCGUCAACAUCUCCAUAGAGGGGCUCAGUCUCAUCAUACCUACCACAAGACAGGUGAUAGCCCAUCAUCCCAUGCAGUCUAUAUCUUUCGCGUCUGGAGGGGACACGGACACACCGGAUUACGUUGCUUAUGUCGCCAAAGACCCUGUCAAUCAAAGAGCGUGCCAUAUCCUGGAGUGCUGUGAUGGGCUGGCCCAGAACGUCAUCAGUACUAUUGGACAGGCCUUCGAGCUGCAGUUCAAACAGUACCUGCACAGCCCACCCAAAGCCAUACACACCACAGAGAGGGUAAUCCGCACAGAGGAGUCAGCGUGGGGUGAUGACGACGAGCCAUCGGAGCAUGACUACUACAACAGCAUCCCUGGCAAGGAGCCGCCUCUAGGGGGCGUGGUGGACUCCCGGCUACGCCACACCCCCAGCCACUCCCAGAACAGGACAUCACAGGUCAGACAGGCAUGCAUAAUACGCACAUACCUCCUGCUUUGGGGUACAUUUCUUGAAAGCAUAGCUGUUAUGUACGUCACGUCAGCUACUUGUUGUUUGCAAUUAAAAUUUCCCAUUGGCAACUACCCAAGUUGCUAACUGGCUAGCAAUUACACUUUUGAGAAACGCACCCUUGGUCUUCCAUCCUGACUUCUGCUCUUGUGCGUCUCUCCAUGUAUUUGG
Molecule: messenger RNA, 793 nt
Organism: Engraulis encrasicolus (European anchovy)
Lineage: Eukaryota; Metazoa; Chordata; Actinopteri; Clupeiformes; Engraulidae
Product: SHC-transforming protein 2-like
Exons: 6
Biological process (GO): intracellular signal transduction; cell surface receptor protein tyrosine kinase signaling pathway
Cellular component (GO): plasma membrane
Molecular function (GO): receptor tyrosine kinase binding
Source: RefSeq, a predicted model, not a curated record